Molecule: messenger RNA, 2694 nt
Organism: Westerdykella ornata
Lineage: Eukaryota; Fungi; Ascomycota; Dothideomycetes; Pleosporales; Sporormiaceae
Product: importin subunit beta-1
Exons: 7
Coding region: 1-2694 (897 amino acids)
Biological process (GO): protein import into nucleus
Cellular component (GO): cytoplasm; nucleus
Molecular function (GO): small GTPase binding; nuclear import signal receptor activity
Source: RefSeq, a predicted model, not a curated record
AUGGAUAUCAACCAGGUGUUGGAGGGGACCCUUUCUCCCGAUGCUACGAUCCGCCAGAGUGCCGAGCACCAGCUCACCCAGGCCGCCGAAGCUGACUUUCCCCAAUACCUGACCAUCCUCGGUCAAGAACUUGCCAACGAGGCCGCCCAGCCGCACAUUCGAACCGCCGCUGGUAUUGCGCUCAAGAACGCCUUCACCGCCCGCGAUCAUGCUCGGUUACGUCAGGUGCAGGAGCGAUGGCUGAACCUCAACCCGGAGCUCAAGGAAAACGUCAAGCGUCUCGCCCUGCACACUCUCAACACACAAGAUGCCCGCGCCGGCCAGUCCGCUGCACAAUUCAUCGCAUCCAUCGCCGCUAUCGAGAUUCCCCGCAACCAAUGGCCCGAGCUCAUGCCUACGCUCGUCGACAAUGUUGGACAAGGUGCAGAUCACCAGAAACAGGCCUCGCUUACCACCAUCGGCUUCAUUUGCGAGACGGACGAGCACGAGCUCAGGGAGUCCUUGCAACACCACUCCAAUGCCAUUCUCACCGCAGUGGUCCAGGGCGCUCGCAAGGAGGAGGCCAAUGCGGAGGUGCGGCUCGCCGCCGUCACGGCUCUCAGCGACUCUAUCGAGUUUGUGCGGUCCAACUUUGAGAAUGAGGGUGAGCGGAAUUACAUAAUGCAAGUCAUCUGCGAGGCUACACAGGCCGAGGAUGCCCGUAUUCAACAAGGGGCUUGGGGUUGCUUGAAUCGUAUCAUGGCCAUGUACUAUGAUAAGAUGCGCUUCUACAUGGAGAAGGCCCUUUUCGGCCUCACGAUCCAGGGAAUGAAGAGUGAGGAGGAAGAUGUGGCCAAGUUGGCUGUGGAAUUCUGGAGUACCGUCUGUGAGGAGGAGAUAUCCAUCGAGGACGACAAUGCCCAGGCUCAGGCCGAAGGGUCUACGGAGUUGAGGGAGCUCUAUUAUUUUGCCAGAGUCGCAACCCGAGAGGUCAUCCCGGUGCUACUCGAGCUGCUCGCUAAGCAGGACGAGGACGCCGAUGACAACGAGUACAACAUUUCGCGCGCCUCGUACCAGUGUCUGCAGAUCUGGGCGCAAUGCGUCGGUAGUGGCAUUGUGCCUCCUGUUCUUGCUUUUGUCGAGAAGAACCUCCGUUCAGAAGAUUGGCAUUACCGGGAUGCUUCCGUGUCGGCAUUUGGCGCCAUCAUGGAGGGUCCGGAGGAGAACGUCCUGGAUCCCAUCGUCAAGCAGGCUCUUCCCGUGCUUAUCGCCAUGAUGGACGACCAGGUAAUCCAGGUCAAGGAUUCUGCAGCGUACGCUUUGGGCCGCAUCUGCGAAGCAUGUCCCAACUCUCUGGAUGCUGAGCAGCACCUGCAACCUCUGAUUGUGGCCCUGUUCAACGGACUCUCGAGCCACCCCAAGAUGGCGGCUUCAUGCUGUUGGGCAUUGAUGAACCUUGCCGAGCGCUUCGCCGGAGAGCCCGGCUGCCAGACCAAUCCCAUUUCCCCCCAUUUCCAGGAGAGCGUCUCCCGCUUGCUGCAGGCCACUGACCGAACCGAUGCUGACAGCCAGCUACGGACAGCGGCGUACGAAGUCCUCAACUCCUUCGUCACCAAUGCUGCCGGGGAUAACCUCAACAUGGUCGGCGAGCUUUCCACGGUCAUUCUUGACCGGUUGGAGAACUCGAUCAAGCUCCAGUCCCAGGUUGUUAGCAUUGAGGAUAAGAUGCAGCUCGAGGAGAUGCAGACCAGCUUGGUCAGCGUGGUUAUGGCAAUCGUGCAACGUCUCGAGGCUGAUAUCAAACCACUUGCCGACCGCAUCAUGCAGAUCCUUCUGCACCUCCUCCAGACUGUUGGACCCAAGUCAAGCGUGCCAGAUACCGUGUUCGCUGCUGUGGGCUCAGUUGCAAGUGCUCUGGAGGAGGACUUCAUCACGUACAUGGAUGCCUUCGUCCCGUACCUGCACAACGCUCUCGGAAACCAGGAAGAGCCGGCACUCUGCUCCAUGGCCAUUGGUCUCGUCAGUGACAUUACUCGCUCGCUUGGUGAGAAGGUCCAGCCGUAUUGCGACGCUUUUAUGAACUACCUUCUCCAGAAUUUGAGGAGCGCCCAUCUAGGCAACCAGUUCAAGCCCGCGAUCCUACAGUGCUUCGGUGACAUUGCACAAGCCAUCGGAGGUGCCUUUGAGUUGUACCUCCCCGUUGUCGCUCAGGUCCUGCAGCAAGCGUCUACUGUCUCCGUUAAUGUGGAUGGUAGCUACGAGAUGAUGGAGUAUGUCACCUCGUUGCGCGAGGGCAUCAUGGAUGCUUGGGAUGGCGCAAUCAUCGCCAUGAAGUCCAGCGGCAAGACUCAACUCGUCGCCAACUAUAUCGAGUCGAUUUUCCAGCUCCUUCGCGUCAUCUACGCAGACUCCAACCGCUCUGAGCCCCUCAUGCGGUCAUGCUGCGGCGUCAUUGGAGAUAUUGCAGAUGCCUUCCCUAACGGCGAAUUCAGAGACUACUUCCGCGAGGAUUACAUGACUCAGAUCACAAGGGAAACCCGAUCGAACCAGGACUAUCUCGCUCGCACGCGCGAUACUGCUCGGUGGGCGCGUGAGCAGAUCAAGCGCCAAGUCGGUAUGUCGACUCGAUUUGAAAACACAACUUUCUCGGACUUUAUGCCUCCUUUUCCUGCUCAUCCACUAAACGCCACUUCCGUGGAUUUUUCACUUUUCUAA